ACACACAACGCUCCCAACGCCUUCCAUGAACUGAGCACCGCACUACGGCCCAACACACGCCACCAACAACAAACACACACACUUGCAACUAGCAGUGUGCGUGUGCCGGCCACUAGCUAGCUAGUUCAAAAUCGAGCUAGGCAGCUCUUGAGCUAGCUCUCAGCUGCUUCAAUUCUGUCGGUGGAGUUAAUUAAUUGGCCGGAGAGGAUGAUGACGAAGGCGGCCGCGGUGGCCGUGGUGUUGGUGAUGGCGGCGGCGAUGGCGGCAGAGGCGAUGGGGGGUGAGCUGAAGGUUGGGUACUACGAGAAGAGCUGCAAGGGGGUGGAGAACGUGGUGAAGUACCACGUGGCAAAGGCCAUCAAGGCCAACCGCAAGAACGGCGCCGCACUCGUCCGCCUCAUCUUCCACGACUGCUUCGUCAGGGGUUGUGACGCGUCGGUGCUGCUGGACCCGACACCUGAGAACCCAUCGACGGAGAAGACAGCGCCGAUCAACAUCGGCCUCGCCGCCUUCGAGCUCAUCGACGAGAUCAAAGCGGCGGUGGAGGAGCGGUGCCCGGGCACGGUCUCCUGCUCGGACAUCCUCAUCUACGCUGCCCACGACGCGUCGUCCCUCCUGAGCAACGGCCACGUCACCUUCCCGGUCCUGGCGGGCCGCCUCGACGGUGUCCACUCCCACGCGGCGGAGGCCCAGCAGGACCUCCCCGACUCCACCUUCACCAUCGCCCAGCUCAUCCACAACUUCGCGCGCAAGAACUUCACGGUGGAGGAGCUGGUGAUCCUCUCGGGGGCCCACGCGGUGGGCGUGGGCCACUGCUCGUCGCUCCGGGCCCGGCUCACGGCCCCGCCGACCCAGAUCCUCCCGGCCUACCGGGGCCUCCUGGCCCGGAAGUGCGCGGCGGGGCCGGACCCGCUGGUGCCCAACAACAUCCGGGACGAGGACAAGGCGGCGGUGGCGGCGGCGAUCCCGGGGUUCGUGCCGAAGCUGAGGAAAGUGAAUGACUUCCUGGACAACAGCUACUACCACAACAACCUUGCCAGGAUCGUCACGUUCAACUCCGACUGGGAGCUGCUGACGGAGAAGGAGGCGCUGGGGCACGUCAAGGAGUACGCCGAGAACGGCACGCUGUGGGAUGAGGACUUCUCUGACUCCCUUGUGAAGCUCAGCAAGCUGCCCAUGCCCCAUGGCAGCCAGGGAGAGAUCAGGAAGCAAUGCCGCUACGUCAACCACCACUAGCUAGCUGCAGCUUCUUCAUUUUCGAUCUGCCGCUGAGGUUUAAUUUCCCUGGAUUAGUUAAUUAAAUUGCAUCGUCGUCGUUCAUGUCGCUCGAAUUUGAUCAUUCGUUUGUUGUUAUGUUUUAUUCUCCUUUUUUCUCUUGUUUCUUUUUUUGCGUGUGUGUGAUAUUGAUUUCUUUUCAUGUAUGGUCUUUUAAUCCGCUUGGAGUACCAUCCAGAUCAUGUAAUAAGAACACAAACAAAUUAAUGAAGUAAAUUUUAUAUGUUGUUCC
Messenger RNA from Brachypodium distachyon (stiff brome), 1507 nucleotides. RefSeq names its product peroxidase 2. Gene Ontology annotation, cellular component: plant-type cell wall; plasmodesma. Bases 208 to 1236 code for a protein of 342 amino acids. NCBI's taxonomy places the organism in Eukaryota, Viridiplantae, Streptophyta, Magnoliopsida, Poales, Poaceae. Gene Ontology annotation, molecular function: peroxidase activity; heme binding. The record is from RefSeq and is a predicted model, not a curated record. The transcript has 2 exons. Gene Ontology annotation, biological process: response to oxidative stress; hydrogen peroxide catabolic process.